Messenger RNA from Ochotona curzoniae (black-lipped pika), 5682 nucleotides. RefSeq names its product NYN domain and retroviral integrase containing (gene NYNRIN). Gene Ontology annotation, biological process: DNA integration. Gene Ontology annotation, cellular component: cytoplasmic ribonucleoprotein granule; nucleus. Lineage: Eukaryota; Metazoa; Chordata; Mammalia; Lagomorpha; Ochotonidae. The coding region runs from base 1 to 5682 and encodes 1893 amino acids. Gene Ontology annotation, molecular function: mRNA binding; RNA-DNA hybrid ribonuclease activity. The record is from RefSeq and is a predicted model, not a curated record. The transcript has 9 exons.
AUGCUGCUGUCGGGGGGCGACCCCCCAGCGCAGGAAUGGUUCAUGGUGCAGACGAAAUCGAAGCCUCGGGUGCAGCGGCAGCGCCUGCAAGUGCAGAGAAUCUUCAGGGUCAAGCUCAAUGCCUAUCAGAGCCGCCCGGACACCCCCUACUUCUGGCUGCAACUCGAGGGGCCUCGGGAAAACACCGGCAAAGCCAAGGAGUACCUGAAGGGCUUGUGCAGCCCCGAGCUGUGGAAGGAGGUCCGCUACCCACCGGUCCUGCACUGCGCCUUCCUCGGGGCCCGGGGCCUCUUUCUGGACUGCCUCUGCUGGAGCACCCUGGCCUACCUGGUGCCUGGCCCCCCAGGCUCGCUGAUGGUGGGCGGGCUGACUGAGUCCUUCGUCCUGACCCAAAACUGGCUGGAGGAGCUGGUGGCGCGGCUACGUUGGGGCCCAGCCUCUUUGCGCACUCCUCCAGAUGUCUGGGAGGCCGAGGUGACCCAGGCCUUCGGGGCCCUGGUCUGGAUCCGCAGGGACCAGCAUGCAGGGGACCUGCUGCAGCUACCUCCCGCGGUGCAGGAGCUACUGCUGAGCCUGGUGCGUGAUGCGGCGGGCAAGGAGGACGUCAUCGAGUGGCUCAGCCACUGUGGCUUCUCCAACCCCCACAGCGACCCGGAAGUCUUGAUCUGCCCUCUCCAGCAGCAAAAGGAAACCCCGGCCCUGGUGCCUGUCGGGGACAGUCCUGGGCCCUUCCUGGAGGUGGGGACCCUUCAGAAUGAUAAUGCCAAGAGAUUACCUGGUCUAGGAGCCUCAGGCCAGGGCACCCAGCAGGACACAGCAAACCAGCUGGUACGGUUCACUUCCAGCAGUCAAGGAGGUACAGACAGCACUGGAGAGGAAGAGCCAGCACAAGCCUGCAGUAGCCAGGACUCUGCCAACAGCGCAUGCACCCUGAUACAGCCCAGGCAGACCUCGCGGCUGGAAGACAAGCUCCCCCUGCAGCCUCUUGUAUCAACCCUGAGUGUGUGCCCACCCUGGAAGGCCUGGACCCCGGGGCCUGCCUUGUGGCCAGGGGCCGUGGCUACAACCUUCUGGAAGCUCCAUGAGCUGCCUUCUGUCCACCUGGCCUACCUCCUGUCCCAGGCGUGUUUCACCAUCCCCUUCUGGCAGAGGCCGCUGGGCCCCAUUCAGCUGAAGCUGCCAGGGCAGGCCUCUUUGCCCCUGAAUCUGGAGUGGAAGCAGAAGGCGCUGGCCCCUCUGCCCAGCGCUGAGAGCCCAGUAUGUAAACCGGAUGGGGAGCUGGGGGCAGAAGCGGCCCCACAGAACUGCCCAAGGCCUGAGAGCUCCCAGGAGGUCAUGAGUCUGGUGGUGAUGCCAGGAACCUCAAAUAUGAAGGAUGAGGUCGCCCCAGGACUUCUACAGUUAGAGCCAACUUUGACCCCUGCAUCCUGUCUUCAAGCUGAAGAUCAGCUCAAGAAUACAGGAAACACAUGCUUAGAAUGUAAGGGCCCAGAAGAGGGACCCUCCCUAGUGCUGCCCACAGGACAAGAGGAGCCCCCAGCCCAGGGUGGGCUGCCAGCCCAGUCAGAACCUGAAGCUCCAAUAGUGCCUGAAACUCACCAAGUGCCCCUGGCUGCAGCAGUGCCCAAAGCAGAAAGCCCACCCACCUCUCUGGGGCUGCCUGCAACUCCCCAAGUGCCUGUGGUCCAGGCAGUGCUGCCAGCAGUGUCCACAGAGCCCACAGUGCCCACAGAGCCCACAGCCCCCAAAGUGUCUUUGGCUGCAGCAGAGCCGGCCACUCAAGCUGUGUCCACAGCUCCAAACGCAGCCAGGCAGCUAGCAGCAGCUGCCCAAGGUGUACCUGCAACUCCCAAAACUCCUGCGGCUCAGAAGACACCUGCGACAAAGACAGCACCCACAGGCUCCAAGACAGCCAAAGCUCAAGCAGGCAAAACAGGGCCUGCAGCUCCCAAAGCCCCCUCCACCUCCAAAGCCCCUGCCACCUCCAAAGCCCCUACCACCUCCAAAGCCCCUACCACCUCCAAAGCCCCCAAAGCAGCCAAAACACCUGCCUCUCAGAAGGUGUCCAGGGAGGCCGGUUCUGCCUUGGAUGUGGGCAAGCUUGUGAGUGAGGGCCAGCCUUCAUCCAGGGGCAAUACCUCCUCACUCAAGGGCCAAGGGGAGGCUGGAAGGCAAGGUUGCCAGCCUGGUAGCACCUCGAGCCCAGGCAGGAAGCACCAAUCUCAGAUGGAGGGAAUCCUGGGGGCUUCGGAGGGGACUGCAAAGCAGCCGACUCGCCACCCACAGGCCAACAAUACUGUGACCAGCUUCCAGCGCUACCACGAGGCCCUGAAUACACCCUUUGAGCUGAAACUGUCCAAGGAACCCGGGGACCAGGGCUUGCGGCGAGUGGUCAUUGAUGGCAGCAGUGUGGCCAUGGUGCACGGCCUCCAGCACUACUUCUCCUGCCGGGGCAUUGCCAUGGCGGUGCAAUAUUUCUGGAACCGGGGACACCGAGACGUCACUGUGUUUAUACCCACCUGGCAGCUGAAGAAGAAUCGGAGAGUGCAAGAAAGCCACUUUCUGACACAGUUGCACUUACUCAAGAUGCUUUCCAUCACCCCGUCCCAGCUGGAGAACGGCAAGAAGAUUACCACCUACGACUACAGGUUCAUGGUGAAGUUGGCAGAGGAGACAGAUGGCAUCAUCGUGACCAAUGAACAGAUCCACGUCCUGCUGAAUAGCUCUAAGAAAGUGAUGGUCAAAGACCGCCUGUUGCCUUUCACCUUUGCUGGGAAUCUCUUCAUGGUGCCCGACGACCCCCUGGGCCGUGACGGCCCCACCUUGGAUGAGUUCCUCCGGAAGCCCAACAGGUUGGAUACGGCGAUUGGAAACUUCCUGAAGGUAUGGAAAGCCCUUCCUCCCAGCUCAGCCAGCGUCUCUGAGUGGGGCGGUGGCCCUGAGCGCCUGGAGAGUGCACAGAAUGAAGAAGAGAGAGAGAAGAAGGAGGAGGAGCAGAGGGAGGCUGAGGGCCUGCAGUGCCUGACUGCGGAGGACGAUUCUGGCUCUUCGCUGGCCUCGGUGUUCCAGGUUGAGAGUCCCUCCCUCUCGGAGGAAAUCCUCCGAUGCCUCAGCCUCCACGACCCCCCGGACGGGGCCCUCGACAUUGACCUGCUGCCUGGGGUGGCUUCUCCCUGUCUGGGCAUCCCCUGGGAUGGGAAGGCUCCCUGCCAGCAGGUGCUGGCCCAGCUGGCCCAGCUGACGGUCCCCAGCAACUUCACUGCACUCUCUUUCUUCGUGGGGUUCAUGGACUCAUACCGUGACACCAUCCUUGACUACGAGGACCUGAUGGGCCCCCUGCACGGCCUGCUCAAACAGAAGCCCGACUGGCGGUGGGAGCGGGAGCAUGAGCAGGCCUUCCUGGCUCUGAAGCGAGCCCUGGUGUCUGCCCUGUGCCUCACGGCCCCCAACCCACAGCUGCCCUUCCACCUGCAUGUGUCCGUGAGCCAAGUGGCCCUCACAGCCAUCCUCCACCAGGAGCACUCGGGGAGGAAGCACCCCGUGGCCUAUACCUCGAAGCCCUUGCUCCCAGAUGAGGAUAGCGAGGGCCCCCAGUCGGGGGGAGACAGUCCCUAUGCUGUGGCUUGGGCCCUCAAGCAUUUUUCCCGCUGGAUUGGUGACACUCCAGUGGUCCUGGGUCUGUCCUAUGCCUCACGCCCCACAGCAGACCCGGAGGCCUGGGAUGGCCGCAGGGUGUCGACAGCCUGGCUGAUUCGCUGGUCCCUCUUGGUACAGGAUAAAGGCAAGAGGGCCCUGGAGCUGAGCCUGCUCCAAGGCCUGCGGCGCGAGAACCGCCUGCUGACGCCUGAGGCUGACAUGCCACGCUUCUUCCAGGCCCUGCCUCCUUCCGCUGACCUGUCCACUUUCAUCUGCAUCCACGUGUCUGGCUAUUGCUUCUACCGUGACGACGAUGAGUGUACUGGCUUCGGGCUCUACGUCCUAACCCCCACCAGUGCCCCCAUCUCCCUCGCCUUUUCCUGUUCCUCAUACACACUGACCUAUGCCCACCUGGCAGCUGUGGCCUGUGCCCUGGAGCGCUUUGGCAACUCUAAUUUUCCAGUGGUCUUUCUUACCCACUGCCACUGGAUCUUCAGCCUCCUCUGGGAGCUGCUGCCCCUCUGGAGGGCUCGGGGCUUCCUGUCGUCUGACGGGGCGCCACUACCUCAUCCAAGCCUGCUCUCCUAUGUCAUAAGCCUCAUCUCGGGCCUGCCAUCCCUCCCAUUUAUCUACCGAACCUCCUACCGGGGUUCCCUGUUUGCCGUGACAGUGGACAACCUGGCUAAGCAGGGUGCUGAGGGCGAUGGGGAGAGCUGGCACUUGCCAGAGGAUGUGCCAGUCCCUGUGGUGACCCCACAUGCCACGUGCUCAAAGCCCAACCUGCUGGCUUUGCAGCUGAGUGACAGCACCCUGGCUGAUGUCAUUGCCAAGCUGCAGGCUGGGCAGAAGUUGCCUAGCUCCUCACCCUUCAGCUCAACCUUCAACUCACUCAGCCUCGACGAGGAGACGGGCCUGCUUGUGUUCAAGGUCGAAAAGCGGCCCAGGGUUUGGGUGGUGCCGCGGCAGCUGCGCAGGGAUCUGAUAUUUGCUGUGCAUGACAUCCCCAUGGCGGGCCACCAGAGGCCCGAGGAGACCUACAAGAAGCUGCGGCUGCUGGGCUGGUGGCCCGGCAUGCAGGAGCACGUGCGCGAGUAUUGCCGGAGCUGCUUGUUUUGCAUCCCCCGGCACCUGGCGGCCGGGGAGCUGAAGGUGAUCGAGUCCUUGUGGCCUCUCAGGUCCACUGCCCCCUGGUCCACCCUGCAGAUCGAGGUGGUGGGCCCCAUCACCACGAGUGAGGAGGGUCACAAGCACGUGCUCAUUGUGGCCGACCCCAAUACCCGCUGGGUGGAGGCGUUCCCGCUGAAGCCCUACACCCAUAUGGCUGUGGCCCACCUGCUGCUACAGCAUGUGUUUGCCAGAUGGGGCAUCCCCAUGCGGCUGGAGGCGGCUCAGGGUCCCCAUUUUGCUCGGCAUGUGCUGGUGAGCUGCGGGCUGGCUCUGGGAGCCCAGGUCACGACCCUGAGCAGGGACUUGCAAUUCCCCUGCCUGGCAAGCUCAGAGGUAUACUGGGAAUUCAAAAGGGCCCUCAAGGAGUUCAUCUUCCUGCACGGCCACAAGUGGGCGGCCUCCCUGCCCUUAUUGCACCUGGCCUUCAGGGCCUCUUGCAGCCACGCCUCGCCCUUCCAGGUGCUGACUGGAGGGGAAAUGAGGCUGACCGAGCCUUUGUGGUGGGAGAUGAGCAGCGCCAACCUGGAAGGGCUUAAGAUGGACACGUUCAUGCUGCAGUUGGUGGAGCUGCUGCUGGAGCUGCACUGGAAGGGUGCCGAAAAGGGCAGCUCCAAGGCCGAGAACAAGCGUUUCCAGCGGGAGAGCCAGGAGAAGGAGUGGCACGUGGGGGACCAGGUCCUCCUGCUGUCCCUCCCCAGGAAUGGCAACAGUGCCAAAUGGGUGGGCCCCUUCUAUAUCGGGGACCGGCUGAGCCUGUCUCUGUAUAGGGUGUGGGGCUUUCCCACCCCGGAGAAGCUGGGUUGUGUCUAUCCGAGCAGCCUGAUGAAGUCUGUUGCCAAGAAUGGCACGCCCUUGUCUUUCAAGGUGCUGGAGCCGUGA